This is a messenger RNA of Tetrapisispora phaffii CBS 4417, 690 nucleotides long. It is a transcript of the gene TRP1, whose product is annotated as phosphoribosylanthranilate isomerase TRP1. NCBI's taxonomy places the organism in Eukaryota, Fungi, Ascomycota, Saccharomycetes, Saccharomycetales, Saccharomycetaceae. The transcript has a single exon. Gene Ontology annotation, molecular function: phosphoribosylanthranilate isomerase activity. Gene Ontology annotation, biological process: L-tryptophan biosynthetic process. The record is from RefSeq and is a predicted model, not a curated record. Bases 1 to 690 code for a protein of 229 amino acids.
AUGAGUUCCAAAAUAUUUGAUGAUGUCCUGGCAAACCUUCCCGUUGUGAAGACAUGUGGUUUAAGUGAUGUUAACUCCGCCCAAGUGGCUAUUGAUUCAGGCGCAGCGCUGUUAGGUGUCAUCUGUGUGCCUGGAAGGAAAAGAACUGUCCUGAAAGACGUUGCCACUGAAAUUGCUAAUAGGGUUCAAGAGAGCAGAAAUUCUGGGAAUUCUGUCUAUCUUGUUGGUGUAUUUAGAAACCAGCCAAAGGAAGAAGUUCUGAAGAUAGUCGAAGAUUACCAUUUGGAUAUUAUUCAAUUGCACGGUGAUGAGGAUUGGAAAGAGUAUUAUGAUUACAUAAAAAAACCAGUUAUUAAAAGAGUGCUGUUCCCAAGAGAUAAUGAACUGGUAUUGGAUAUGAAUAGAAACUACAUGCAAAGUGGACACAAAGAAAACAUCUGUUUGCCAUUGUUCGAUUCAGAAGCAGGUGGUACUGGCGAACUAUUGAAUUGGUCGGAUAUAUCUCACUGGGCUCGGAGUCAUGAUGAUGACGUUCGGUUCCUGUUAGCAGGAGGGUUGAAUCCAAGUAACGUAUCCCAAGCAGUUCGUUUGGAUGGUCUCAUUGGUGUUGACGUUAGUGGAGGUACUGAAACUGACGGUAAGAAAGAUCAUGAAAAGAUUAGAUCAUUUAUUAAGAAUGCCAAUACAUAA